Eriocheir sinensis (Chinese mitten crab) is the source of this 1414-nucleotide messenger RNA. RefSeq lists its product as uncharacterized. The record is from RefSeq and is a predicted model, not a curated record. The coding region runs from base 927 to 1295 and encodes 122 amino acids. The transcript is spliced from 4 exons. Lineage: Eukaryota; Metazoa; Arthropoda; Malacostraca; Decapoda; Varunidae.
GCACCAGCGCGGUCUCGUGGGGACUCAUUGUGUCGCGCCCACGGGCUCAAGUUAAAAUCGAUAGACUAUACUAUGUUAGGAAUUAGGCCAGUUAACCGUGGGAUUAGACAAAUUAACUAUUUCCCUUAUGGAACUAGUCUCGGACCGAGAGUUCAAGUCAACUGUGAGUAUCGUCUGAGCUCAAAUAAGCCUUGGAUGGUACUUAAAUACUUCGGUCAUCGGCUCCCAAACCGAGACAGAAUCAACUUAUUCACUGCCUGAAGAUUAACCACAUUUACCAUAAAAGGAAUAACAAUAGUGAAGUGUUUCCUUUCAUGAAAUAAUAACUAAUUGUUCUUUACUGAAUUAAAAUUAAAGAACAAGGAUAAUUUAACCGAUGGAAACAGAGAGGAAAGCCACGCCAUCUGGCGAGAGAAAUCCAAAUAUCGCUUCAGACCCACGUGGUUGGUUUUCUCUCACUCCACCACCGGCCUUCACAAAGUAAAGACCAAGGCACCGCAGCCCACCCAUUAACUCGGACGCAGUGUGCCUUCUAUUACCUGACUGAGGGAUACUACACCCGGCAACGAGACUUCAGAGACAACAAUAUCUUUUGAAACCCGCUUCUCAGCUAAGUGCCCCCAGCAGUUAUUUGAGACAGAUAGAUUUUUACUACACGGAUCCGGUAGGAUUAUUAUUUGUUCGGCUGUCUGGAGGUGCUUGUUGGAUACCUUCACCACCUAAUAGCUGGUAAGAACUUGUUUCUUUAGGAUUGUCUGACGGGUGUGUUAUUCACUUUGCGAGUGACCUAACUGUUGGGUAGGGUAAAUUUACUGAUUCCCAACAACUUCUACUAAUGCUAUAACUUCUACUUAUAAUACUGCUAAUACUUCAACUAAUACAGCCACUCUCACAGGCACAUAGACGCUGUGGACCCGUCGGAGGGCAUGAUGAAGCUGCGGGAGACUGGCAUCUAUACCAACGACUUCCUGGAGUUUAUCGGCAGCGGACACUCCACCGUGCCCAAAGACACAUACGACCUGGUGGUCAUCUCGGGCGGUAUGGGCGAAGGUCACAUCCCACUCAGUGGCCUCGACGACCUGGUGCGCGUCGCAAAGAACGGAGGCUUCGUGAUCAUCAUGAUGCGCCAUGAGUACCUACAGACCGUGCCUUCCUACAAGGACAAGCUGGAGCCUUACAUGGACCAGCUGGAGUCGGACGGGAAGUGGAAGAAGGUGGAGCGGCGCACCGUCCCAAACUAUUUCUGUGACAAGGAGGGUCUCGUCUUCGUCUUCCGCAUCACUAAGCCUGAGUGAGGAGGAAGAGGAGGGAAGGGAAAGGAGAGAGAUGAGGAGGAGUUAUAGUGGUGCUGUGCCAAGGCCGUCUCUGUGUAACAGCCUUGGCUUUCGUCGCGACACCCGAGACUGAGGUGUGA